AUGUCAAGAUUUAUCCUUCAAAUUGCUGCAAUGGUGUGCCUGCUUAUUUUCCUCAGCGGGAAAUGUUUGGCAUCCGUACGACUAACCGUAGUGGGCACUUUACCACCAAAUCCUGACGAUCCCUACUACCAGAGUAAGUUUUUCUUUUAAGUUCAUUGUAGAUAUGGGGAGUCAAAUUUUGGGAGUUGUGUACUCGAUUAGCGACGUACCAGUUGACGUGCUCGGUGACUCUCAGUAGAAACCUUUAUUGACGCCAGCUAUUUUCAUAUCGUUCGUGUGAAUGCAUUCGACGCUCUACCGAUCAACUUUCAUUUGAAAGUUAAUUAUUAAACUUAGAAAACUGUAUUUUUUCUUUUUCUGUGUUUAGCCAGGGGCAUCGGGGACAGGCUAGAUAUAGACAGAGAUCAUUUUGUCAUAAGCUGUUGAUCAACAACCAAGCGAUACUCGGUUACAUCCUAAUUUACACGAACGCCCACUUUUCGACUUAAGUCUGGACCGUUCUUAUUUUCUGGACAGUCUCAGUAUGGAAAUGUUUUUACGAAUGUUCCUAAAAUUUCAAUGACGGAAACCUGAUAACUUUUUAAUAAGCUACAUAUAGACAAGACUACUAUAUGUUACAAAUUGUAAUCUAAGUGCGGCGAGUAGAUGUUGUGUAAUGCUACAUCAUAACCUACAGUAACAAUAAGAAAAAUGGGUUUCAAUGGGGGGCUGUGUAAUUUCAGCAACUAUCAAUUAUAAAUAAGCAACAAAAAAAAUUGGCAUCAACCAGGGGCACGCAACGAAAAUAUUAAGUUCAAAACCACUUAAAAUAGCAUUGUUAAUCGUAUUUUAGUACUUAAACGGUAGAUAUAGGGAUAUUUUUAUCCCCUAAAAAAACCUUACCUUUUCGAAAAUUUCAGCCAGAAAAAAGGCUCCCGAAAAUUCUAGGUGACCUUUUUAGGGCAAAAAUCCGUUAAAAAUGGGCACUGAAUUAUACCAUUUUUUAGAUGUUCGAAAAUCCUAGGAGAGGCAUGCAAGCAAGAAAUUUUACAACAAUGUUCCGAAAAUUCUAGAUCUCAAAUUGUCUUCCGAACAGAUAUUUUCCAAAAAUUGACGUUGGGUGUCCCUGAUCAACUUUCAUAAUGCAACCACCUCCCUCCAAAAAAUGCGAAAAUGAUAGAGCAUGACCGUGGACAAGACUACGUGCUAUGUAGCCCCAAGGGUUAUAGGGGCAAUAGCUACGAAGUGGCAGGGUAUUCUACGUAUAGCCGCGUAGCCACCGAACGAAAAGGAAAAAAAAAAGACAAAGAAAAGAAGACAAAAAAAAAAAGCCUGCGCCAGCGCGCCCUGUUUUCAUUUGGUCAAGCUAUUUCAUUGCAUUUAAAGAACUCUCGUCGACGAGUAAGCUUAUGUUAUGUACAUGUAGCUCGAUUUUCGUUCAUAUCUUAAGGUUAAUAUACCAAAUCGCUUUCAGGCAUUUGCUGUCAACCUUUGGAGGUUUUUCAAUUUUUUCCGUAGACAAUAAGACAUCAACACCUGACGUUUUCAAUAGCAGCCCGUUUAUCCCUCGCGGGAAUUUUGAGACAAGUUAAGUGAUGGUCAGUUUCUGUGGUUACGAGAUAUGACGUCAUUAGUAGCAGGUGGUCAAAUCAUUUUUUAAUGAUACAAAGUGCUUAAUUCUUUAUGUGCUAUUUUACAUAUCGACAAAAAUAGUUACCAUUUAUUUCGAUUUUAACCUGAUUUCUUUUCCUGGUAAAAUCCAAGAUGGCGAUCAUUAUUGGUGACGUCACUGGCCUCCAGCAGCGCCAUCACCCGUAAAAUAUACCUCAUCUUGUUGAGAAGAUCAAAGACUUUCCUCUAAAGGAAAAAUCGUUUCGAAACACUGCAACAUAUCAAAAAUUCUGGGGGGGGGGGGGGGGUUUUUUAACCCCCCCCGCCCUUUUACCGGGGGGGGGGGAUGAAAUUUCAUUUUUUGCCGGGGGUUAAAAAAAUGAGACUGGGAAAGGGGGCGGUGGGGGAAGGGGGGGAAAUCUGGGGGUGCGCCGACUUUUAAAAAAAAAAAAAAAUUUUGUGUUGACGAAAGCGAUGCAAGUUGUUCUUGUGUUGUUUGCUUGUAGGCCCUGUCUCCUCUCUUUCUCUUUAUAUAACUUAAUGUAGAGAAAAAAAAAAAAUCAUUAAAAAAAAAAAAAAACUUACAACAAACCAAAACAAAAAAGUAGGAGGGGGGGGGGGGGGGGGGGGGUCUAUUAACCUCCCCGGCCCUUAUACCGAGAUGGGGGUAUGAAAUUGCAUUUUCGUCCGAGGGUUAAAAGUACUUUUGCUUUCGAAAUUCAUUGCAAAAAGGGCGGCUAAGGUGUAAAUACUGAAAUGAAGGCUUAGCCAAGUGUAACUGACUUAUCACUUCCUAUCAAGUAAGGCAUAAAAAAAUCAUUAUGAUUUUAAAAUUCCAUUCGCAGGGUUUCAAACGGUUCCUCCCGCUAACAAAACUGCAACUAAGCUCCUGACUAACUUUUUGAGCAUCCCUGGGAAACUUUCACAUGGGCGCCGCAAUGGACGAAUUUCUUUUGAAGAUAUUGUGGUUGUUCUGGAUGGUUCCGGGUCGAUUGGUAGCUGUGAAUUUAAAAAAGGAAAGAAAGCUCUUAAACACAUGAUGAAAUUGGCAGAGAACACCCCGAACGUAGAUACCAAGUACGCUGCAGUUUCUUAUUCCACUAACGCCGUAGUUGACUUCACGUUUUUGCCAUACUCUACGGCGGCGAAUGACAUAAUGCAGAUUCGUUAUGAAGGUGGGGCUACCAACACAUAG
Porites evermanni is the source of this 2785-nucleotide messenger RNA. The record is from the annotation of a GenBank genome assembly. Lineage: Eukaryota; Metazoa; Cnidaria; Anthozoa; Scleractinia; Poritidae.